UCAUAAAUUCACAAGAUAAGUGACUAACUUCCUCAUCUGGAUUCAUAAAUGCACAAGACAUACGUGCCUAACCUCACCCCCCACGGGCCUCACCAACAUCUUGACACAAUAUUAUCCAAAAAAGGAUUUCUGUGGUCGAGAUCUCAUAUACUCUUUUCUCAAAUUUGGUGCACUCUGAGUUGUAGUUUCUAUCUUCUUUGGCGUUGAGUUCAUGGCGUCUUCCUCCUCAUCUCACCAAAAGAUUUCGGAAUUUGGUCCGUUCAGUGAAUUUGAAAGGAAAAAAUUCCCUGUACCUAGAAAAUUAUAUGAUGCAUUUAUAAAUCACCGGGGGCCUGACGUGAAAGAAACUGUGGCAGCAGCGCUUCACAAAUAUCUUAAGGAGAAGGAUUGUCUGGCAUUUCUUGAUGAUCGAGAGUUCGAAUUGGGAGAUCCACUUAUCCCUACGAUAGCAAAUGCCAUAUACACUUCAAGAGUUCAAAUCGCCAUCUUCUCGCCUAGAUAUGCAGAGUCCUCUUGGUGUUUAGAUGAGCUGCUUCUCAUGUUAAAAACUGAGGCUCGUUUUAUUCCUGUAUUUUGUGAUGUGAAGCCUGAUGACCUUCGCUAUCUUUACAAGGGAAUUUAUGCACAGGCAUUCCAAAAACAUGAAGAAAACGGUAGGUACAGCGAAGAGAGGCUUCACCAGUGGAAAGAAGCCCUCCGAACUUCUUCAGGCAUGUCCGGUCACAUAUUCAGCACAGCUAAUGGUGAUGUUGAGAUGCUUUGUACAAAGAUUGCCAUGGCUGUGCAAAAAGAGGUUGAAAAUACAAGAUAUUUGGAAGUUGCAAAACAUCCGGUAGGUCUUGACGAGCUAGUGGAGGAUUUCGAAAGGCAGGUUAAAGGCAAAGGGAAUAUUGUUGGCAUCUUUGCAAUGGGAGGCUCCGGAAAAACAACCCUGGCCAAAGAAUUUUGUAACCGUAAGAAAUCUGAAUAUGAUGGAUUAAGUUUUGUGUUUGAUGUUAGAGAGGCAUCUGCUAAAGAUGAAUUGCCGUGUCUUCAAAGUCAGCUCCUCAAAGACCUGUUCAAUGAAGAUCGCAAAUUUCGGAGUGUAGCUGAAGGCACGCCUUUUCUGAGGGAUCGAAUGGGAAGAACGAGAAACAGUUUCCUUAUUGUUCUUGAUGAUGUUGAAGAUCAGAAGCAGCUAGAUGCUCUCUUGUUCAGAAAUAAUGUUAGUCUUGUCAUUGUCACAAGUCGCGAUGAAAAGGUGUUGAGCAAUGCCAGAAUCGGAAUUCGUUACAAAUUGAAAGAAAUGGAUCGAGCUCAUGGAAAAGAACUCUUUUGCUGGAAAGCCUUCGGCCUGCCGAAAGCGCCCCAAGGAUAUGAGACAUUAGUUGAUAGCUUUGUAAACUUGUGCGGAGGCUUACCUCUCUCUAUAGAGGUGUCUGCUGGGAAUCUUUCUGGCACUGAUGAUGUUGCUAUUUGGCAGUCAGAAUUGACAAAAUUUAGGAGCACUCUGCAUCUGGAUAUAAAAGCGAGACUUAAAAUAAGUUUUGACAGGCUAGACCGAGAACAGAAACAAAUUUUUCUGGACAUCGCAUGUUUUUUCAUUGGCCAAUGCAAGAGUAUAGGUAUAAGGAUAUGGAAAGGAUCCGGAUGGAACGCAGAGCACACAAUUCAGACUCUCAAAGAUAAAUGUCUUCUUGAAAUAGAACGGAGCCCUAGGGUGGUACAUCGCUUUGAUGACCCAUUCAUUUUUAAAAUGCAUGAUCACCUCCGAGAUCUAGGCAGGGAAAUGGCAAUAGAAAUGACAAAUCAAGAUAGCUUUCCCCUUCGCCUUUGGCGCCCCCGUGAACUGAAAUCUUUGGAGAUGGAAGGACUGAAAAGCAUCCUCAGUAAAACUAUUGGCAAAAAAUUUAGGUGUUUCAAUUCAAUUUUUGAUUCAUCAUUGGGUUAUAAAAUUACAUAUUUCUUGGGAAAUUCAGAUGAUGGUGAUAGGAUUUUAACUGAUUUGUUAUGGAUUGAGAUUGAAUCCAAUAGGAAUAAAUUUGAAAGCAUUCCUUCGUGGAUUCCUCUGCAAAGCUUGCAGUGUUUAAGAAUCUUCGGCGGAAACUUCUGGAGAUUGUGGAAGGGAGAUGGACAGGUCCCUUACCAGUUGAAAGAGCUGCUGCUUCGUCAAACCCCAUUCUCAGAGUUUCCAAAAGAACUAGGAAUGCUAAAUAAUUUGGAAGACCUAGUCCUACAAACAUGGUGGGAUGGAAUGCCCGUUGAUGCGACGUCCUUACUAGAAUCGCUUGGAAACCUCAAUAAUCUUAGAAGAUUGGUUUUAGGUUGUCGUUUAAAAGGGGAACUGACUUUGAGCAGUAGUGGAUAUCCAAAAAGUGAGUAUAGUGGAGACAGAUGCAUGCAUAAGCUUCAAAGUCUAGUAAUCAGCGAACUAACUUUUUCAUCGAAAGUCAUAGUUAGUGGAGAGUAUUGUCCCCGUCUUGAAGAACUACUCAUCCAUUACGCACCGGAUUUAAAUGAAGUGCAUUUAUGGCUGGUAAAAUCAUUGAAAUCUCUGAAGUUGAGUAAGUGUAGGCAAUUGAAAAGUAUAUCAGGCAACUUGGACGUGGGGCAGCUUCUAGAAUGGAGUAUACAUGAUUGUCCACAGCUGGACGUCUCGGACUCCUUUCAAGUCAAACACUAUUAUAAGCUACCUGUUAAUGGAAUCGAAGACUUGGAAUAUCUCCAUUUUACAAAUGGACAUCAUCGAUACGCGAAUUGGAAUUGGAAUUGGAAAUGCAAGACCCUGCAAAGGACGGUAUCAAAUGGAGGCAUACGGCGUUGCAUUCAGAUAUUGAAGAGUUUGCCGUCAGAGGCGACUACUCUAAUUGGAAGAGCAGUUGAUGGAGCAGAGACAAUUUUAAAUAGACAACUCUUCUCUGGAAUUAUUAGCAGUGCCAACGCAGUGACUGAGAUUCCUCGAACUGGAAAUGGCACUUUCGAGUUCCCAGUGAAGAUGCCACCCGUAUCGAGUGUAAUCAUCACAAGUAUAUUGAUUCAAACCUCAGCGAGUGACCAGACUGUAUAUAUUCGUCUUGGUCCCGAGAAUAUAUCUAGCCUGCUAGAACCAGGAGAAUGGAUAGUUACAAUCGUACUCUCGGGCCCAAAGCAUGUAGAGUAUGGUCGAGAUUACAUUGCGUUCCCUUAUAUGCUUCUGAGUGGUUGUCGCAAAAAGAAAGCGUGUACAGUAACACUGAAAAGAUGGGAAGAAGGAAGUGCCCUGUCUAUAAUAAAAAGGAUAGUUGGUGAACUAUAUGAGGAAUCCACUAGCGGUGAUUAGUUACCUUCACUUGUGCAUCUUCACAAUUCUUUUGGGUUUGAUUUUGCAUAAAUUUAUCUUUGGUUCUGGACAGAGCACGUACACCGUCGUGUACAGAAAAUUCGUACCACUUUAGGCUAUUCUGCAAGGGAAAGGGUUCAUUUGUUUGAUAAGAAUAAGGAUCUUUUGUAUUAUAAAAAUCAAGAUA
Cryptomeria japonica (Japanese cedar) is the source of this 3485-nucleotide messenger RNA. RefSeq names its product disease resistance protein L6. Bases 212 to 3298 code for a protein of 1028 amino acids. The record is from RefSeq and is a predicted model, not a curated record. Lineage: Eukaryota; Viridiplantae; Streptophyta; Pinopsida; Cupressales; Cupressaceae. Gene Ontology annotation, biological process: defense response; signal transduction. The transcript has 6 exons. Gene Ontology annotation, molecular function: ADP binding.